Pyrenophora tritici-repentis Pt-1C-BFP is the source of this 435-nucleotide messenger RNA. The record is from RefSeq and is a predicted model, not a curated record. Lineage: Eukaryota; Fungi; Ascomycota; Dothideomycetes; Pleosporales; Pleosporaceae.
AUGUCUGAGAAAGAUCAAGCAGGUGUCACAGAUGGCAUUAAGACUAGUCUUCCUCCUGGCAUGCCGGCGUACAGGUGGACUAGCCUUAAUGUUGGCAUGUGCAAUACUCGUCGUGACGAAGUAUUCGUCGCAAAGUACGGCAGAACAUCCGGCUGGUCAUUCGGUCAGAUCAACAACGCCAUCACUGCCAUCAACCCUGCGCAGAACGAAGACUUUAACGAUGACGCUGCCUGCGUAGAUGGGUACGCGCAACGUCAGCAUGGCUAUUGUUGGAGUGUGGUGAAGAGGCGCAAUGUCCAUGGACCCUUUGUGGUCUCCGGUGACGCGGGAAGCAUUUACAUACAUGAUCCAUCGGCUAAGUGGCUAGGGCUUUUGUUCGACGGCACAGGUAUCGGUUCGGGUUUGAUGAUGUCUAUUGAUAUGGUUUUUUCGUGA